AUGGAAGUUUUGUGCAUCUGUGGACAAUGGAUCUCAAAAGAAUAUCUCCAGUGGGAGUUUCUUGUUGAUUUGAAGAGGAAUGCAUCAAUCAUUUCCAUAGAAGAAGAUCUACUGUAUGAAGAUUUGAUGAAGAUUGUCUCUGAAGAUUUUAGUGUUAAAGAGGAAGAAAUCAGUUUGAGUUAUGGUGUUUCUACAGUUCCUCUGAAUGCUCUUCCGGAUUUUACUCCUGUCCAUAUUGGAUUUUUGCAGAGUCUUCUAUAUGAAGGUGUUUCUACAGUUCCUCUGAAUGCUCUUCCGGAUUUUAGCCCUGUCCAUAUUGGACUUUCACCAACCACGAGAGGAGCUGGCGAUAUUAAGGUGAAUAGCUAUUUUAAGACAAAGAGAGAGUUGAUGUUGAGGAUGAAGAAAUGGGCUUUAGAGUGGAAGUUUGAGUACAAGACUGUCUCUUCUAACAAGUCAAGAGUGCUUUUGAGUUGUGUUGAUGAAAAUUGCACGUGGAGGAUGCGUGCUACCAAGCUACCUCUUUCAGAUUUUUUCGUUGUUAAAAACCAACCACAGACAAGCAUCUGCAAAGUUGUUGGGUUCUUUGAUUUGCAGCAAUUAUGGAGAAAAAAGGAAGGUCUCAAACCAAAACAGAUCAUUGAACAGGUCAGGAUGCUGCAUGGUGUUCACAUCAAUUACAAACAAGCUUGGAGAGUGAGAGAAGAAGCUCAGAUUUUGGUUAGAGGGACUCCUGAAGACAUCUAUUACAAUUUGUCUAGGUGGUUGUAUAAAAUCACAGAAACAAACCCUGGUUCCUUGACUUAUCAACAUGUGGAUGCUGCAGGAAAGUUCAAGUAUGCAUUUGUGGCUUUUGGUCCUUCGAUAAGGGGAUUCUCAUUGAUGAGGAGAGUUAUUGCAGUAGAUGGUACAUUUCUGAAGGGAAAAUUCAAUGGGACUUUAUUGGCAGCUUGUGCUCAAGAUAGGAAUUAUCAUCUAUAUCCUCUCGCCUUUGCAGUGGUUGACGCAGAAAAUGGCGCCUCUUGGAAAUGGUUCUUUAGAGGAUCCAUCUGCUCCGCAACAUCACUCCUAUAUGCGAAGACUGGGUUGCUACCUCUGGUGGAAAGCGCUGCUGAUGCCUAUACGUGUCACGAGUUCUGGUUAAUCUUCAAGGACAUAAAGGAUAAAUGUCCUGAAUUGGCUAAGUAUCUGGAAGAUUCUGAUUUUAGGAAGUGGGCACGAAGCUAUGCGCCUGCGAACAUGUAUAAUAUCAUGACUACCAACAUUGCAGAGUCUCUCAAUUCUAUGUUGAGGAUGCCUCGUGAGUUGCCCAUUAUCUCUCUCCUUGAAACUAUCAGAUUGACGAUGACCACUUGUUUUUUUGAGCGACGCGAAGCGGCUGCGAAACAUAAGCACCUGGUUACUCCAAAAGUUGUGCAGAAAUUGGUAUCUAGGUUAAGGGCCGCAAUGUUGUUGAAUGUGUAUCAAGUUGAUCGAAGCGAGUUUGAGGUUUUGAAUGAAACAAUGAAGUUUGUUGUUGACUUGGAGAAGCGGCAUUGCACAUGUAAUGUUUUCGACAUUGACAAGAUCCCCUGCAUCCAUGCCAUCGCUGCUGCUAAGCAUAUCAAGAGAGAUGAAAACCUUUUUGUUGAUGCUUCUCACUUGACAGAAACCUGGGCUAAAGCUUAUGCUGAAAGCAUACAUCCUGGUGGAGAGUUGUCAACGUCCACCUAUCCAGAGAAUAUUGAUGAACUGUCUUGCCCACCUCCAGCUACCAAAAAGAAAAGUGGACGCCCUCCUACAAAGAGAAAGAGAUCCGUUGGCGAGUUUGGGGUUCCUGGAUCUAAAUCUCAGUCCCACAAGUGCAGCAGAUGUGGCACAGGAGGGCACAACAAGAGCACAUGCGAGAGGCCUAUAGGAUGA
Messenger RNA from Brassica napus (rape), 1902 nucleotides. RefSeq lists its product as uncharacterized. Lineage: Eukaryota; Viridiplantae; Streptophyta; Magnoliopsida; Brassicales; Brassicaceae. Gene Ontology annotation, molecular function: zinc ion binding. Bases 1 to 1902 code for a protein of 633 amino acids. The transcript is spliced from 5 exons. The record is from RefSeq and is a predicted model, not a curated record.